This is a messenger RNA of Ruditapes philippinarum (Manila clam), 1850 nucleotides long. Its product is annotated as RUS family member 1-like. The coding region runs from base 134 to 1486 and encodes 450 amino acids. The record is from RefSeq and is a predicted model, not a curated record. The transcript is spliced from 14 exons. NCBI's taxonomy places the organism in Eukaryota, Metazoa, Mollusca, Bivalvia, Venerida, Veneridae.
UUAUUAAGAGUUACGCCGCUUUUGUUUACGUGGUUCAUGCAUAAUUUGCAAGAUUAAACUGUUAGAUUUACAACUGACUUCAAUUCAUAAUGGUCGUAUUUUGAAUGAGUUAAGUUAAUUAUUAUGAUUAUGAAUGAUUCAAACUGCAGACUGUAAGAUAGAACUCCUUUUACUAGACAUGGACGAAUCUUACGGUUCGACGUCUCUACGUCGACGUUACACUCGCGGCGAAAAUGGAAGAAUGCACGUGUUAAGCAGUAAAUCAAGUGGAUUUGUCUCUAUUUCACACUUCUUUGUAACAGUCUUUCUACCACAAGGUUAUCCAGAAAGUGUCAGUGAAGAUUAUCUCACAUAUCAGAUUUGGGAUACCAUCCAGGCAUUUGCUAGUAGUAUUACUGGUACAUUAGCAGCACAGGCUGUUUUGAAAGGUUAUGGAGUUGGUGAUGAGUCUGCUACAGUGAUGGCUGCAACAAUGACAUGGCUUCUUAAAGAUGGUACAGGGAUGAUGGGAAGGAUCCUUUUUGCCUGGAUGCAAGGGACUGGCUUAGACUGUGAUGCCAAGAGAUGGAGAUUGUUUGCUGAUAUUAUCAAUGAUGCAGCUAUAUUUCUAGAGAUUAUGGGACCACAUUUCCCUCACCUCUUCACAUUUAUUCUCUGUGUGUCAGGUGUAUUAAAGUCUAUAGUUGGAGUGUCAGGUGGCGCCACCCGUGCUGCAUUAACUCAACAUCAGGCUCGUAGAAACAACAUGGCGGAUGUCUCAGCCAAAGAUGGAAGUCAGGAAACACUAGUCAAUUUAGCAGCAUUGAUAUGUAGUUUAAUUUUGGUUCCCCUGGUAACCGGCAGACAUUUAUUGAUAUGGACAUUGUAUUUUACAUUUACGUCCCUCCAUCUGUAUGCAAAUUACUCGGCUGUCAAAGGCGUUGUCAUGGAAUCAAUAAAUCAAGCACGAUUAUACAUUCUGCUGGCAGAAUACUUCACAACUGGUACCAUACUUUCACCAAGGGUUGUAAAUAAAAGGGAACCAGUUCUUUGGAGAACAAGAAGAAAAUUACAGAUACGUCUAGGGACAUCUAUUAAAAGUUUAUGUGAUAGUCAAGAAGAUAUAGAAGAGUUUUGUAAUAUCUAUAGAACAAGCAGAUAUAUCCUAUGGAUAGAAAGAGAUGCAGGAUGUAUAAAUAUAGCAUUACGACAGAAUGCAAGUGUUCUGGAUCAGCUAGAGGCUUGUUAUCAUGCUGAGUUGAUCAACUUCAUACAUGAACAUCAAUCAUCACAGAAUUUGGGUGUACAACUUCAACAUCUAGUAAAAGAACUAAAUGACAAGAAUCCUCCAUUUUUGCAAUCAACAAGAAAUUAUGUUAUAAAAACAUUCCCGCAAUUCCUGGAGGAUGUACAUCAAGGUCGCUGGAGGACUGAUGUGUGUCUACUCGGAGCAGAUGAAUGGAGAAUUGAGGACCAGUCUUCUAAAAACACUGUGAAAAAAUUGUGAACCAUUCUGAUUCACUGGACAUAGUAUUCAUAUUUUUACUAUUCCAUGUAUUUGGAUAUCACUGGACAUAGUAUUCAUAUUAUUACUAUUCCAUGUAUGUGGAUAGUUUUAAAGAUUGGUAUAAAGACAUUUUAAUUUCUUACAAGUUGUUGUAAGUUCUACACCUGCAGAGUAGCAAACAAAGUUUUAAGACUUUAAAAAAUAUAUUUUUGUUAAAAAAAUGUAUACGUUUUUACAGUCCAUACAAUACUGUUUAUGCAACAUGCCACAUUUGACAGAAUUUACAAGUUUUUGUCACCAAAUUUCUAUCUGUUACUAAUGUGUAUAUAGCUAUAACUUAAAAAAAAAAAAUUUAAUUUAAAAA